Molecule: messenger RNA, 1565 nt
Organism: Ochotona princeps (American pika)
Lineage: Eukaryota; Metazoa; Chordata; Mammalia; Lagomorpha; Ochotonidae
Exons: 8
Coding region: 1-1527 (508 amino acids)
Biological process (GO): glycine biosynthetic process; L-threonine catabolic process
Cellular component (GO): cytosol
Molecular function (GO): L-allo-threonine aldolase activity
Source: RefSeq, a predicted model, not a curated record
AUGCGGGUGGGAGAGCUACGGGAAGGACAAGAACUGCCCCCCAGCCCCGGCCUCCCUGGGGAAGAUUCCCACCAAACGGUCAAGAAAGGUCUGGAAGCAGCACCCCCUGCCCACUCCCCUGGCAGCCCCAGGAUGGGGAGGGCAGCGCGAACUACAACUCCCAGCGCGCCUCCGCGGGACCCGCUCGCGGCCAACUACAACUCCCGGCGUGCCGCCUGCCUGUCCCGGGUCAGACUGGACCCAGGUGUAGGAAGUUGGGCCACAGGGACUCCGCGCCUGCGGCCCUUCCCAGCCGGACCAAGGAAGGGGUCAGCAGCCCCGCCGAGCGGGGAGCCGGGCGCCGUCUCCGCCAUGCUGCGUGCACUGGCCGGGGCCGCGGCCCCAGCGUUGAGGGUCCUGCAGGCGCGGGGAUCAGGGAGCCGGGCGGGGGUCCCGGCCCACGUGGUGGACCUGCGCAGCGACACGGUGACCAGGCCCGGGCCAGCCAUGCGGCGCGCCAUGGCAGAGGCGGUGGUGGGGGACGACGACUACGGCGAGGACCCCACUGUCCGCGAGCUGCAGGAGAAGGCAGCCGAGUUGCUCGGGGUGGAGCAGACCCUGUUCGUGCCCACCAACACCAUGGCUAAUCUCAUUUGUGUGAUGGCUCACUGCCGGCGCCGGGGCUCCCAGCUGCUCCUGGGACAGGAGUGUCACCUGCACGUCUACGAGCAGGGCGGGACAGCUCAGAUCGCCGGGGUGCACUCGCAGCCCCUCCCAGACCUGCCCCAUGGCACCCUGGACCUGGCCAAGCUGGAGAGGGCGCUUGCCCGCUCCCGUGGGAACCGCUACCGCCCAGUGUGUGAGCUGGUCUGCCUGGAGGACAGCCACAGCAGCUCGGGAGGCCGGGUCCUCCCCCUCAACUACCUGCGCCAGGUACGCCACCUCGUCCGAGCCCAUGGGGCUCGCAUCCACCUGGACGGGGCCCGGCUGAUGAACGCAGCAGUGGCCCAGCGUGUGUCCCCAGCCCGCAUUGUGGAGCACUGUGAUUCUGUGUCCCUGUGUUUCUCCAAGGGCCUGGGCGCACCAGCAGGGGCCUUGCUUGGCGGAUCCACGGACUUCAUUGAGGAAGCCUGGCGCCUCCGGAAGGCCCUGGGCGGGGGCAUGCGCCAGGCAGGGGUGCUGGCCGCCGCUGCCCUGGUGGGCCUGGCUGAUGCCGAGGAGGUGCUGCGACAGGAUCAUGACAAUGCCCAGCGGUUCGCCAGAGGACUCCAGGAGCUGGCGUCCCCCUUCUGCUCCGUGGACCCCAGGGCUGUGGAGACCAACAUGGUGAUGGUGACGGUGGACGGGCUGUCGCCAGCGGAGCUGUGCCAGCGCCUGCAGACCGUGAGCGCCGAGGAGGAGGCCCAGACCGGCCAAGCUGUGCGAGUGCUGCUGUUCCCCUGGGCGGAGCGCACUGUGCGCGCCGUGUGGCAUCGCGAUGUCUCCGCCUGUGACACGGAGCUGGCACUCAGGAAGUGGGCCUUUGUGUUGCAGCAGCUAGGACACUGAGGACCGCCUGGGACCCACGUGGGGUGUGGGAGUGGAGC